CAUUGGACAAAACGCGGCCGCUCCUCGCUUCUGAUUGGCUCGCAAACGACACGGCCGCAUUUCAAACUGGACCUCUGUUGCGUGUUGAGCGUUUGAGCGUCAGUGCGAAGUUUAACUCAGCGCAACGGGACACAUGCGUUAAAAAAAAAAGAAAAGAAGAAGAAGCUAACAACGCAGCAUGUAGCUAGCUGCUGCGCUAAUUCACAUCGUUUUAAAAUGGCGGAAACCUCCAGUUCGGCGCGGCGAGGGUUUCUGGAGAUCAGCCCGGGGAGGAGAGGCGACGCUGACAAGGAGAACCACGUCCCGGUUCUGAGUCUCAUCCAGUUUUCCAAAGCUCCCUUCGUCGCGUUCGGGACCGUGAAGCUCGGAACCUCCAGGUCGGUGGUGCUGCGGGUGGAGAACCCGGCAGAAGAUGCGGAGGCCGAGGUCAGAGUGGAGAAGAUCCCGUCGAGCAAAGGCUUCUCUGUGGACCACAGCUCCUUCACCAUCCAGCCUGAGUCCUCGUUCAGUUUGACGAUAACCUGGACUCCAGCAGAGGAAGGUGGGAUCAGAGAGCUCAUCGUCUUCAACGCCAACGGGGUCCUCAAGCACCAGGCUGUGAUGCUGGGGAGAGCCGAGGCAUUGAAAAAGAAAAAGAAAAGCUUAUGGGACACAAUCAAAAACAAAAAUGAAGGAGGAAAGGUUGCUGCCCCGCGAGGAAAGAGAACGGAGCCCCCGCUGAAGAUGGCGGCCAACAAAACCUUCCAAGUGUCCCGAGAGCCGCGGUAUAAACGGGACAAGCCACGCAGCCCACUCGCUUCGCUCAACGAGGGCAAAGCCACCCGGGAGAGGUCGCUCACGAAGCAGAGUCCCGUCGACCAUCGUCGCUCUCGCACAUCGGAGGAGCUCAAGGCUUCAAACCCCAAACUGAGGCCACAGUCUCUGGCCUUGUCGGACCAGGAGAACAUCUAUCACAUCCAGAGGAGCUCUCCCGUCGUCCUGCUCGUCCCAGCCGCGAAGCUGAGGGAUGCGUCCGCCAGCCCAGAGGUCUUGGCGAUCAAACCUGAAAACAAAGAUAUUACCAAAAUACUGAACCAGACACUUUCACCCAUCGGGACACCAGAGAGGUUCAAGAAACUCAUGCCUCGUAUUCAGACAGAAAGCCCUCUUUCUGCCACAGGAAGGUCUGAUGACGAUGAUACCAGCGAGUUACCUGGAACCCCAGCUCUGUCUCUGAAAGAUGCACUGGCCCUCAUUGACUCUGAUCUGAGCUUCACCAUCACCAGUCCUCCAGGCAAUAGUUCCAGCUGUGUCCUGUCAGAUUCACUGGAAUCCAAGAGUGGGACCGACAGCAGAGGACUCGACAGACAUCUCCUCAAAGCGUUACCGGACAGCCCCGAGGUGGCCGAGUCAAAUGAGCCGAGACUGACCUUCUUUGUCAGCAACAAGGUCGUCGCGGACGAAGAAAUGGUAAAAAAGACGUCUUUCACUUCUGCCACAGUGAUCAAGAGCAAAGCACCGACGGAGGAAAACAGUCUGAGUGGAAGGAAAAUCAAGAAGUCCAGGCGGCGGCUCUUGGAGAAAACGCUGGAGCUCUCUGACAGCAGCGGUCAGUGUGAGUCGGGGACAGGUACACCUAAACUUCCUGUUAUAGAUCCCGACACAGGAAGUACAGGAAGCAGCCGUCUGUGCGACGACACGCAUCAAAUGCCAGAGUUCAUCUCUUCCAGCCCGACUCCAGGAUUCUAUGGCUCGAACACACCCAUCACCUUCCCCAUCACCUCCCCUCCAUCCACGGCUCCCACUCGCUUCUCCUUCUCCCUCACCUCCCCACCUCCUCCUGCAGUCGUCCCCGCUUCCAUUUCUUUCACUCUCACCUCUCCGUCACCCUCGUCUUGUCCCCUUCGCCGCGACCUCUCAUCAAGCCCUGAUGUGCACGAGCAGCGUCCAGCGGCCGCCGCGCCUCCGUCCACCCAGGAAGACUCAUUUCCCGUUCACGUGGCAGUGAACAGCAAGAAGAGGAAGAGUGAGGAGUAUCUGAGGAGCGACGUGAAGGUGCAGGAGGCGGUGAAGCCUGACAGGGUCAAGAGGAGCAAAGUGGUGGCAGCAAAAACUGAGUCCUCAAGAUCAGUGCAGGAGAGAAGUGCAUCACAGAGGCAACAGCGGAGAACAGCCGGUUCAGUUCGCUCAACGUCGUCUCUGCAGAGCUCACGGUCCGUGGUUCCCGUCCCGGCCAAGCGACCGAGCUCCAAACACACCCCACGAGUUGCACCAUCUCUAAAAUCUGCUUCAUCUGUGAGGACGGCAAAAGUUGUUGCUGUUGCGCAGUCAAGGCUGACGUUCGUUAAGCCGCUGCAAACAGCCAUACCGAGGCACCCGAUGCCUUUCGCUGCCAAGAACAUGUUCUUUGACGAGAGGUGGCUUGAGAAGCAGGAGAGGGGAUUCACGUGGUGGAUCAACUAUGUCCUCACCCCCGACGACUUCAAAGUCAACACCGAAGUUGCUAAAGUGAGCGCCGUGUCCCUGGCGAUGGGCAACGACGACAACUUCAGUGUGCCCAAAGCUCCCACCAAGGAGGAGAUGUCUUUCAGCACCUACACGGCCCGACGGAAGCUGAACCGCCUCCGUCGCUCAGCCUGCCAGCUGUUCACGUCCGACGCCAUGUCGAAGGCCAUUCAGAGGCUGGAGGUGGAGGUGGAGGCCAAGCGGCUGCUCGUCCGAAAGGACCGCCAUCUUUGGAAGGACAUCGGUGAACGCAAAAAAUUGCUCAACUGGCUUCUCUCCUACAAUCCGCUGUGGUUGCGGAUCGGCCUUGAGACAAUCUACGGGGAGUUGAUCUCGCUGGAGAGCAACAGUGACGCCUUGGGUCUGGCCAUGUUCAUCCUCCAGCGGCUGCUCUGGAAUCCAGACAUCGCUGCAGAGUUCAGACACCUCAAAGUGCCUCACCUCUACAAAGACGGCCACGAGGAGGCGCUGUCUCGCUUUACGCUGAAGAAGCUGCUCCUGCUGGUUUGUUUCCUGGACAAGGCCAAAGAGUCUCGGCUGAUCGAGCACGACCCCUGUCUGUUCUGUGUGGACGCAGAGUUCAAG
This is a messenger RNA of Paralichthys olivaceus (Japanese flounder), 3069 nucleotides long. The record is from RefSeq and is a predicted model, not a curated record. Lineage: Eukaryota; Metazoa; Chordata; Actinopteri; Pleuronectiformes; Paralichthyidae.